CUGAGAAUGGGGGAGUUGGAGGUGGGAGGCGGGGGGAGAGUUUGCUGGGGAAAUUGCUGAGGCCUGCAGUGCAGGAGAAGAGCCCAGAACUGGGACAAAGGUCGGCGAGGUAGACGACUGACUUCAUCCCAAACGACCACCGAACGGGGAGGAAGAGGUCGAGCCUUCAUCCAAUGGAAGCUACUGCGCGUGCCCCGGGGAGGGGGGACAGUAUGUAAAUGAAUUCCCGGGAAAGUACUGAAUAUGUCAGUGGGUCUUGGGUAAUACUACCAAACAGGUAUGGCCUGGCUAAGGAAUGGAUCGAGACCCCACGCUGUGGUGUGCAAGCUCGGAGGAGCCAUCCCCCUGGCACCCGGCGUGUGGCGCAGCGCUGAGAUAAAACCUAUCUGCUCUUCUAACCUUACGUGGGCUAGAGAGUUUGAUUCCGCACAUCAGGGGCACCCCGCUGAUGGCAGCGGUCCUGCCUGGGCGGUGGGCUGACUCCUUGGGACAGCCGAUCAGAAACCGAGACUGUUACACAAGGACGGGCUCUGUGAAAGCCAAGGGGCAGGCAGGCACGGGUGUUGGCCGUUGCGACCCGGUACCUUCGUGCACGGACCGAGGUCAGGGAAUACCGAUCAUAAUAAAAGUCAGUUAACCUGGACAGCGUUUGCCAGGGUUGUGAGAGCAGCCCGAUGAUUUCUGAGAACCGGUCAGCUUGUGAGCCUGAGAUUUGGGUUCCUCUAUGCCAUGGUGGAACUUUACUGCAGUACGUGGAUGCCACAGUAACAAAGGAGGACGGUGUGCAAUGGACUGAGUUUGCUGAAUUUCUUGAUUUAAAUGGCUAUCGAGUUUCUCAACAGAAAGCACCACUGAUCCAAGAGAGGGAAGCAAUUUGCUGAACACCCAGAACACCAACAGAGGGCUGCCUCCAAGCCAGCAGCGUGCGACUGCACGGAGACUCUGUGCCAGCUGGUCAGAGCUACAGGAGGAACCGUUGGGCGACGCUGAGGAUUCCCGGGUUCAUGGGCGGAAGCAGUUUUGUGAGACAAGGAAACUGUAAGGCAGCACAUGCAGUAACUGCUGCUGACAAGGUACAUGACACCAAGCCAUUACCUGUGGGGGCUUCCACUCAGAAGGCUGAAAUAACUGCCUUGACAAGAACCUUCACUCUGUGGACAGGUGCUAAAAGUGCUUUUGGGGUAUGGACUCCGCACCAGAUACCCCAGGGAGACCAGUUCAACCCAGAGAGCCCUCAAGUGCCUUGCGCCGUCCUGACAUCUUCCUCAAGCCUUCAGAACCUGUACAGAUAACUGGAGAGCUAUCAGGAGUGCACUUAAAGAGGAAGAGCCCAAAGUACAUUUAACGAGUCUGUUUAUUUAUGGAUGUUUUCUCCGCUAUUGAAGGCAAAUUCAGGCAGCACGCUGCAGUCAGCAUUCAUCCAAGGCGUCUCCUAAUGAGGUUUGCUCUUCCACUGUGUGGACAAACUUCCUUAUGGACAUUACAUAACAUCUUUCACACCUACAGCCUCAAAACAAAGAAACAAACAAAUAAAACAACAAAAACCCCCAUCUAUUUUGACUUGCACACUGCCAGGUACCCCCCAGACUGCCCCUGUACAGAUUAGCCAUGAUGUCCCUCAGUCUCUGCACUGGAUGCUCCAUACUAGGUUAUGAUAACUCUCUUUUGUUGAAAUCUCUUCUUUGAUGGUGAUCACCACAGGAUUUUCCAUGCCCCCUAAACGUCUGCUCUCUUCCCAUCAGCAAUAGACCGUGAGGUCAAACACUGGACAAACAGAGAUCUCUGCUGGCUGAGCGUAAACUUCCAACUAAUUAAUGAGCUUCUGACCCUCACUCCACACUUGGUCCUUGUUUCUGGGUAUCUGCCUGUCCUCCCUUGCAUAGAGAUGAGCUCGGAAGGAGGACAGAGGGGAGCAUCUCCAUGCCUGCCUGUCACACCCCAACCUUCUCCCGGAGUCAGACAGUCCGGCCUCGUGUAGAGGCCCUGGCUUCUUUGACGCUUGUUCAAUCUGUUUUCUUCUGCUGGCAGCUGCUUAUCCUAACAGAACAACCCUACAAGAUGUUUGCUAAUCCCUACCACGAUUCCCACAUUGCUUGGAACGUUUAACAGCUAUUGCAGGAUUGCAGGAAAGACUUAGUCCCAUAAUUCAGCAAUUAUGUUUCUAAAACACGCAAAACUGAGCUACUUCCUGACAACAGGUCAUCAACGUUCCGGGCAGGGCACUUUGGAACAGUGCUCGUUUCCGUAUCGCCUGCUUGAAGAUCAACGCAGGCAACGGCCACUGAAGGAGAGCGAGUCCUAGCCCACUGGGAGCAAAGGAGAGAAGAGAGAGAAAGCAGAGAGGGGUCAGCACUCCCAGCCGGGCCGGGCAGCCGCUGCCGGUGCCCGCGUCACAAUGGGCAGCGGCCAGCACCGGCCACGCUGUCAUCGCGUCGCCGUGGCGACGUUUGUGACACGGGCACCCGGAGGGGUAUAAAAGGCGGAGCGCGGCGCUGGGUCCCGCAUCCUGAAGGAGCAUCUGGCAGAGAGCAGACGCAUCUGAAGGAUGAGCUCCGGCAUGGCUGGCGCCAACGAGGAGCGACCCGCCGGCACCAGGCGGAACGGCAGGAGCGAGGUCGGCCCCGCAGCGGGGCGCGCCUCCAGUCCGACAUGCAGCGACACCAAAGGUACGCGGGGCCACGGCCGGCACAGGAGCGGUGCUGCAGCCACCCCUGGCACGGAGGCGACCCUUUCCAUCUGCCGCCUCGCUCCCGCCUGGCAGCGGUGGCGGUGCCGGGAAGCGGCAGAUGCAGAGUGUGACCUGCUUUUCCUUUGCCCUCCAGAGCGAGUCGCCGUCUGGGAAGCGGUGGCCGCCUACGUACGGGAGCAGCUCCUGGUGCAGAAGGGGGUCUGGAUUCCCACCUUCGGCACCUUUGACACCGUCCCCAAAGACGUCCGGACUGAGGAAGGGACCGUGACUCUGCAGUGGCCCGUGUUUAACCUGGCUUCAAACCUCACAGCCACGCACCACCUCAAGCCCCACAAGGAGUCCCUGCCAGUCCUUAGGAAGGUGGAGCCCAUGAAAUACAGCAAGGCGGCCGCAGCUGCCUCUCUGAACUGGGAGACACUCAGGACAGGCAUCCAAAGCACCAUGUCCCUGGUCGCCGGCUGCCUGCAGAAUGGGGAGAACGUUGCCAUUGUCCUAAAGGACGUCGGCGUGCUCCACAUUGACGGACUCACCUUUGAAAUGAAGUACUUCUUUGACUUCCUGGAGAAGCUGUCAGGGAAAAAGAAAUUCAGAAGAGCUGCUCACAGGGCCCCCUGGCUGCUGGACGUGGUGGUGUCCCGGGCGGCACCGGUGGCCUCCCUGGCGCUCUCCGGCUGCGUUGUGGUCUUUCCCAUGUUUCAAAUGGAGUUUGUACCCAAACCACCACCCGCAAUACACCGCAAGUCCUCAGGAAGCCUCUCUAGUUGGGGGACACCAAAGAAAGAAGGCACUUUGCCACCUCUGGACCAGGGCAAGAAAGUGAGAUUUACUGGCCGUCCAUCCUUCAUCAAACGGUUGAGCUCAGACAGCAUUGAUGGAGGAGAAUUCAGACGGAUCAGGAGCUUACUGCGGAAGGAGAGCUCCAGGUUCAGUCUGCUGCCAGCGAUCCGGACGGUGCCUGAAGCCCAAGAGCAGCCGGUGACCUGCCAGCUGCAGGGGAAGGCAGGCACAUCAAGCCAACAAGACCUGCCCCGAGCACCGGGAACCAAACGUGUCAGCUUCCUUGUUGAGCAACAGGGGGCUGAAAAAGACCAGCAUGAGGGUGCGGCGCAAACACUGCAGGCAGCCAAGGCCACACCCCAUCACAUGUCCUUGAGGCCAAGACCGCCUUCCAGAAGAGGUUCCGAAUCUUCCUCAAGGGCUCACUCUGCGCAGCCUCAAGGCAGACCAUCCAGGCUCCCUCGGGCACGCGACUCCGUGAGACUCCUCAGGAAGAGGGCAAGGAAGAUCAUGCGAGUGCAGAAAGCGCUCAAGGAGAUGACACCAUCACCACUGCGUGGUGAGUCCAGCCUGCCUGAGGAGUCUGGCAUCAAGCGACCUGGAUUGCUGCCACCCAUCAAAGAAGAAACGGGCUCUCGCGAGUGUCAGCCUCCGAGCAGCCCAACCCCACGCCGCAGGAAGGACACACCCUACCCACACUGGUUCAGGCCUGGGGUGCACACGACAGACAGACUGGAGGCUGCAAGACAGAGGCAUGAAUCCCAUCGGCAUCACCGCUCAUAGUAAACCAGGCUGCCCAGGGCCCCAUCCAACCUGGCCUUGAACACCUCCAGGGACGGGGCAUCCACCACCGCUCUGGGCAUCCGGUUCCACCAUCUCACCACUCUCUCUGUAAACAACAGUCCAACCUGACAUCCCAUCUUCAACUCAACACCACUUCCCCUUGGCCUGACCUUAGCUACACCAUCAAAGAGUUGACUCCCCUCCUGUUUGGAGGCUCCCUUCAUGGACUGGAAGGCUGCAAUGAGGUCACCGCGCAGCCUUCCCUUCUCCAGGCCAAACAAGGAGAUCUAGAGUGAAGUGUAGAGGGGCAAAACCAUCAAUAAAGCCUCCUCCUUUAAACAUCUCCAGAAUGCCUGUGACAGUGUCAUUGCGUCUUUUUAUGCCGGCU
This is a messenger RNA of Lagopus muta (rock ptarmigan), 4637 nucleotides long. RefSeq lists its product as uncharacterized. Gene Ontology annotation, cellular component: centrosome. The transcript has 7 exons. The record is from RefSeq and is a predicted model, not a curated record. The coding region runs from base 2546 to 4249 and encodes 567 amino acids. NCBI's taxonomy places the organism in Eukaryota, Metazoa, Chordata, Aves, Galliformes, Phasianidae.